CUCCCCCCUUCACUGGUAUAUAAUUUCCCUGAUCAGUUGUUAAACAAACACUUUCUCUCAAUUUUACUCCGAGUGCUCCGGUCUCUCGACACUUUACUCAGUAAACUUUGGAGCUUAAAAUAUGGCGAAAAGUUCAAAUGUGUCUGGAACGUGGAAAAACGAACUCGGCUCUAUUAUGAAGUUGGAGGUGAAUCAAAGUGGUCAAAUAAGUGGGACAUACAUAACCUAUGCUGAGUAUCUAAGGUGUGCUAGGUCAAGCAACAGUCCAGGAGAAGAGGCUGACAUUGUGGGCUACAUCAAUACACAGGAGACUGAAAAGACUACUACUACUACUCUUGCCUUCUGCAUAGCCUGGAAGAUAGAAGGCUCGUGUAGUGCAUUCUCUGGCCAGAUCUUUAAGGAGGAGGACGGUACUGAUGUAAUAAAGACCACCUGGCUUCUACAUAGACCUGUGGAUUGCCUCUUAGGCAACUGGAAAGCUACAAGGGUUGGGGAGAACACCUUCCACAGAGUCAACUGAAAGAAAUUCUAAAGGAUAUGAAGUGGAAAAUGACUUGACAAUCAUUUUUCAAGUUAAUUAACAAAAUAAAGUUUGUCGUCAUACCAAAAUAAAAAAAUAUCAACUUAAUAUCAAA
Molecule: messenger RNA, 635 nt
Organism: Paramisgurnus dabryanus
Lineage: Eukaryota; Metazoa; Chordata; Actinopteri; Cypriniformes; Cobitidae
Product: avidin-like
Molecular function (GO): biotin binding
Source: RefSeq, a predicted model, not a curated record